This is a messenger RNA of Bombus pyrosoma, 1536 nucleotides long. RefSeq names its product cell growth-regulating nucleolar protein. Gene Ontology annotation, biological process: rRNA processing; negative regulation of transcription by RNA polymerase II. Gene Ontology annotation, molecular function: DNA binding. The transcript is spliced from 3 exons. Gene Ontology annotation, cellular component: nucleolus. Bases 147 to 1229 code for a protein of 360 amino acids. The record is from RefSeq and is a predicted model, not a curated record. NCBI's taxonomy places the organism in Eukaryota, Metazoa, Arthropoda, Insecta, Hymenoptera, Apidae.
CAACGUGCAAUUAAUUCGAGAGUGGUGUAUUUAGCUUAGUUUACUACAAAUGUACGUGAUUUGUAGGUUAUCAAACGUUUUGUAUAUUCGUCCUUACUUAUAUUUUGUAAAAUCGUUGUUUAUUUGAAGUAAAACUAUUAUAGAAAAUGGUUGUUUUUACUUGCAACAAUUGUGGUGAAACGCUACAAAAGCCAAAAGUUGCGAAGCAUUAUGAAUUUCAAUGUCGUUCCGCACCCUUUUUAACAUGUGUCGAUUGUUUCAAAGAUUUUCGAGGUGAGGAAUAUGUAGUCCAUACGAAAUGUAAAAGCGAAGCUGAAAGAUAUGGAGGCAAGGAUUAUGUUCCAAAAGCUGGUGCAAAUAAGGGUGAAAGAAAGCAACAAGCAUGGAUUAAUGUAGUAAAUAGUCUAUUAGAUAGUGAAACAAAUUUAUCAACGGCAGAACGAAACUUUUUAAAUAGCUUGUCCAAAUAUGAAAACAUUCCACGCAAAAAAAAUAAAUUUUUAAAUUUCAUAAAAAGUGCAGUGGGUAAUAGAGUAAAUCAAUCAGUAGUUAAUUCUGUGUGGGAUAAAAUGGAAACAGCUUUUAAGAAUAGUACACAAAAUGAAAAACAACAACAGGAAAAUGGUAAAACAAGCGAAAAAGUAAUUCAUGGGAAAGAUGGAAAUACACAUCAAGAAAAUAAUAUAGUUGAAAAUCAGAAUAAUGAAAAUUUAGACAGAGAAAAUCAAACUGAAGAUCAUUUGAAUAAAAAUAAAGUGAAUGGCGUGGGAAAUGCUGACGUUGAUACUGUUAAUAAUGUUAAGAAAAAGAAAUCGAAAAAGAGAAAAAUAUCAGAAAUAGUACAGCAAGCGGAUGAACUUAUUGUCAAGAAAAAAAGUAAACAUGCUGUAGAGGCUACAGAAGAACCAGUUUCUAAGAAGAAAAAUGAAGAUAUUGUUACGGAUGUUCCUACAAAAAAAAGUGAAGAUGCUUUACUUUCUGAAACAUCAAUCAAUCACUGUGAUGAUACUGUAGAAAAAUCAACCUUCAACUGGAGAGAUACCAUCUUAGAUAUAGUAAAAAGUAAAGGAGAAAUUUCCUUAAAAAAAUUACAAAAAAAGGUACUUUCACGGUAUAUGAACUCAUGUUCAAAUAAUAUAUUGGAAGAAAAAGCAUCUAAUAAAUUCAAUAAAAAAUUGAAAAAGAUAUCAGAAAUAACCAUUUCUGAUGAGAAAGUAACUUUAGCUUAAAUUGAUUGAUGUGUGUACUCGUACACUUUUUUUCAAAGGAAAUACAAUAUCAUCAGUAACUUAUAACAUUAACAUACAGUCAUUUAUAACAUUAACAUAUAACAUUAUUGCAAUGAAAAAAAUAAAUUACUUUCACACAAAACAAAGACUAUAAAAAAAUACUGUUAUGAUCUUUGUCCAUUUUAUGAAUCAAUGUAUACAACUUAUUUUUAAGUGCGUUCAAUUCUUCAUCCUUCUUUCUUUCAAAUUCUAAGCUAGCUUUUAAUUCUUUUACUGUAAAUUUUAUUAAAAAUUCGUGUUAUGACAA